Molecule: messenger RNA, 5224 nt
Organism: Kickxella alabastrina
Lineage: Eukaryota; Fungi; Kickxellomycota; Kickxellomycetes; Kickxellales; Kickxellaceae
Product: SNF2 family N-terminal domain-containing protein
Exons: 1
Coding region: 93-4961 (1622 amino acids)
Molecular function (GO): ATP binding; ATP-dependent chromatin remodeler activity
Source: RefSeq, a predicted model, not a curated record
CUUUUUUCUUGCGUGCGCUUUAAAAUUAAACAUUUAUACUUCAUUCUCUUUUCUAAUUUCAAAUUCAAAUUCCACAAAAUAAAGCCCUUUUCAUGACUCUUAUUGACUUGACCUUCGAGGAUGACGACAACGAGUCAGUGGCCGCCGAGCUGGGCCUCGAAGCCACACGCAUACCACCAAGCCGCAGCCACAGCAAUGUCUCCGCAGCGAAUUCAAAAAUGCCGACCAUAGCCGACAACGUAAUAAUAACCAGCUCGCCUGAGCCUGAGCUCCAGCCCAGGCCCGAGCUCGAGUCGGAACAGUGGCAGAGGGAUCCAGACUUGCAAAUUGGUGACAAACUUCCUGGCCGCAAACGACUGCACUUGCCAGCAGAUGUGCAGGAGAUCACGGAUGUUGCCGAAACGCCACCCGCGCGAGAGCGCAGCCACAGGCCGUUGAAUUCCGAUGCAGUUGUAAUCGACAUCGAGGACAGCCCACAGGUGGCAGGCCAGGGGAAAUUAUCGUAUGUUCAGAGGUUUGCGCCGAUUCUGCCGGGCCCGCCGGUGCCCGCCAUACGGCCGACGCCCGGGGUCACUACUUCUAGCAACAGGCUUAUGUCGCUCUACUCCAAUGUCAGCGGCGCAGUGUCCGGGGACACGCCGUAUUCGAGAGUGCGGUCCCAGCCUCCCAAUGUGUAUUCCGGGUACCAGGCACCGUCGCUCGCCAGCCGGUUCCCGCCCUAUGCUAUGAGCACGGGUGCGACGCCAACAAUGGCGAGUUCGCGUUAUUCCCAAAGCCCAGCUCUGGGACACCAGCCCAGCCUGGUUCAGUCGCCUGCCCCAACACCUUCGCCGCUAGCCUCUGCGCCGUUGGACUCGCAGUCGCAGCUUCAUAUGAUCGGGCAGCUGCGCGCCGUGGCGGUGAUAUCUACGGCCUCGACGUACUUCCACGAGGGCACCGCCAUGUACAUACCGACAACCCUGCGGAACCGAACCGGUUCCACAAAGGAGGUGCAGCUGCUGGAUAGCAGGGAGAGGUUGAUCGGCACUCUGGAGAACUCAAUGACAACGACGAUCCACGCGCUGCUUUCCGACGGGGACAUCAAAGUAGCGGCGACGACUAUCGGCCCGCUGAAGGGGAAAUACGUCUCGCCCAUGAUGCUCUCGUUCUACGCUGACCGCAACAUUUCCCGGGAGGUGGUCCGGAUUCUCGAGAGAUCCGGCCUGUACCUGGACCAAUCCUCAGAGGAGUCCCAGUCGGCCCUACGGGAACUCAACCAGGAUAGCAAUGUGCUGACCAGGGGGAUGGCCUACGUAGCCAGGCACCCGACGAGGACUGACGACGGCCUUUUGGCCAUCGACACGAAUUCAGACUCACACAUACCGAGCGUCUUCACAAAUAUGAGCCUCAAGCCGCAGACCAGGAGGGGCGACGGGUCCAGAGGAGAUUUCAUACCGCGACCAAAGCCCAAGCAACCCGGACAGCUGUUGCCACAGAGCAUGCACGUGGAUAAGUUUGAAGACACACCCGAGGAUAACAAGAUGCGGUUGGCCGAUAUUAAAUCAACUUUUGUCACGCUUCUCGAUCUGCCCGAGAUUGACCCGCCGCCGCAGAUCACCACUACAUUGCGCAGGCACCAGAAGCAGGCGCUGUUCUUCAUGAUGCACCGCGAGACGGAGGGCGUGGACAUUGAGGAGCCUGGCGCGAGAGAUAUGCUGGGGUUUCCGAAACUCUGGCUGCCGCUGGAGCACCAUCCUGGAGAGUACAAACAUGCGCUGGUUAAUAUUACGAGUGAUAUGCGGCCGGCUUCCUUUUUGGGCGGGAUUCUGGCCGACGAUAUGGGGCUGGGUAAGACGCUGUCGAUUAUAUCGCUGGUGCUGAAGUGUAAGCCCGCUUGGCGACGCGGCACUCGGCUAAAAUUUGUCAACAGCAGUGGCAGUGGCAGUGGCAGUGACAGCGGUGCUGGUGCUGGUGCUGGUUUUGAGGGUGAUAGGGGACGCGAUCGGAGAACCGUGAGGGGCCGUCUGCGGCCGCUGAUCGGCCGCAUAGUUCAAGACAAAGGGCGCGCAGGGUCUCCGAUGCGCGUGGACAAGGGCAAACACAGUGUGAUUGAGGAGCCUGCCGGCGAUGUCAGCGUGGUCAUCAAUAGCGGCGACGACGACAGCGACUAUUUUACAAAUCUGCCAGCAGCCAAGAAGCCUAGACUUUCGCAGGACAUCAGCAGUGAUUCGGACCACCUGACGGACGACCCAUUGAGCACACCCGCAGCCUCCAAGAAUCACAGCGACAGAGCUGAUUCGUCUGCCACUUCAACGAGAUCUCUGGCAACGGCCAGGCUGGAUAAAAACAGCAACACUAGCAGCAGCAGCAGCAGCAGCAGCGACUCGGACGACGGGCAGAGUGACUACGGGGCGCCCAUGGCGUCUGGUGGCCGUCCGAUGACGCCGCCGCCAGAGUUUGAAAACAAGAAGACGCGGAACAAGGACCUGUGCGAGCGUAUUUUCGCGGCCAACCACCACGGAUGGUACGCCGGCGGCACGCUGAUCGUUUGCCCCCUAUCAACGAUGGGCAACUGGGAGGAACAGGUGGCCACACACGUGCGGCCGUGCACCUUAACAGUCCAAGCGUACCACGGGCCGACGCGCGUGCGCGAUCCCAAAAAGCUCUGCCAGUACGACAUAGUCCUGACAACUUACAAUGUGCUGCAGAGCGAGCUUACGAAGGAGAGACGGCAGCUGAUCUGCGUGGAUUCGGGGCAGGGUUUGGAUGCGGGGAGGGCGACGUUCGAGAGCAGUUCGGAGGGGGAGUCUAGUACGAAGGUGUAUUGUGUCCCCGAGGAUCCUUAUGUGUCGCCGUUGCAGGCUGUGCAUUGGCAUCGGGUGGUACUGGAUGAGGCGCAUGCGAUCAAGGAGAGGCGAACGGUGGCUAGCCAGGCGGCCUGUGCGCUGACUGCCAGCCGAAGAUGGUGUUUGACGGGGACGCCGAUCCAGAACCGGCUUGACGACCUGUUCAGCCAGCUGCGGUUUCUGCACGUGCAACCGCUGGAUAACUGGAAAGUGUGGCUGACAUACAUUGGGGCGCCCUUCCACGACAACAUCCGCGAGUACAUCGACGCCGACACAACCGAGGGCAUGACAGCGUGCAAAAUGGGCGAGGGAAAUGCUGGGGCGCAACGCGUCCAGCGGCUGAUGCAGAGUAUUUGCUUGCGGCGGAUGAAGCAGCAGAUUGACUCCAAGACCAAGCGCACGAUGAUCGAGUUGCCGCCGAAAUUCGAGGUUAUCCGGUGGUUGGAGUUGUCUGGCGGAGAGCGGCAGCUGUAUCAGAUGGCGGAGGAUAUUGCAAAGGCCAAGUUUGAGAAUAUGUCGAGGAGUGGCACGCUGAUGAAGAACUAUAUGAAUAUUUUGAAGAUCAUCCUGAGGCUAAGGCAGCUGUGCACGCACCCAAGGCUGUGGUCUGAGGAUAAGUGGAAGGAGGCUAGGGUGCUUGGUGCCGACGCGGGGAUUGCGUCUGGAUCUGGAUCUGGUACGACUGGUGCUGCUGCUGGUUCUGGUGCUGGCGCUGUGGUGGUGUCUGAGGAGAGCAGCGAUUCCGACGCCAAGGCUGAGCCCAAGGUCAGCGCCAAGGCCAAGGCUGAGGCCAAAAUCGAGCCAAAAGCUGAGGCCAAGAUCAAGCCAAAAGCUGAACCCAAGCUAAAGGUCAAGCCAAAGCCAGAGUCCAAGCCUAAACUCAAGGGCGAGUCCAGGUCAGAGACUAUCAAGCCUGAGGCCAAGCCCUCCACUAGCGACCUGCACUCUGUCUCUGCCGUUGACCUGUGCGACAUGGUCAUGGGUGAUGCCAGCAUAUCCGGAAACAGCCAGCAGCAGCAGCAACAGCAGCAUCUAACAGCGCAGUCAGAGUUUUUUGAGCAGUGGGCUAAGCGGUCCCUGGUCAUGGGUGACCUCGUCCCGUGCGAUUUCUGCGGCGAGCGGGCGCUUCCAGCGGGCAUAUCCCUGCAGCGCAACCGAUUCGAGGCAGCCGACCUUCCGGGGCCAGUCGUCACACGGUGCGGGCACAUUGGUUGCCACCAAUGCCAGCUGGCGCUGUUCGGCGUAGGCGGGACCAACGCGAUGACGGAGUGCGUGCUUUGUGGGGAUAUGGUCGGGCAGAGCGAUAUCGUAUGGCUGCCAGCAUCGGUGGUGUUUAACGAUGCGCAGAGCGGACAUCGGGUGGGUGCAGCGACCAUGGAUCAGCAGCAGCUGCAGCAGCGUGAGCAGCACCUGGCGGAGGCGGCCGAGGGCAGCGAGUACAAUGAGCUUAACCGGCUAUGUCGCGAGCAGGAUAGCAGCACAAAGGCAACGACGCUGAUGCAGGAUAUAGAGAAGAUCCGCAGCCGGCGAUGGAUCAGCGAUGCGCAUUUCGGGGUUGACCAGGACCACCCCCUGGUGCAGGCGCGCAAGGCUGAGCUCCAUGCGAACCGUGGGAUCCGCGAAAAAUGCGUGGUGUUCUCGCAGUGGACCACAAUGCUUGAUCUUUUGGAGCCGCUCCUGCGGCAGCGCGGGAUCCGGUUUGUGCGGCUGGACGGUAAGAUGACCCGGAGUGCGCGCGAAACCAGCCUGCGUGCAUUUAAGAGUGACCCUGGGGUGGAAGUGAUUCUGCUUUCCCUGCGGGCGGGCGGCGUUGGCCUGAACCUGGCGUAUGCUUCGCAUGUGUUUUUGAUGGAUGCAUUUUGGAACCCCAGUGUGGAGCAGCAGGCGAUUGAUCGAAUUCACCGGCUGGGGCAGAAGAGCCCGAUUACGGUGACGAGGUACUUUAUUAAGGACAGUAUUGAGGAGAAGAUCAUGAAGUUGCAGAGAAGGAAGGCGAGGAUCGUGGAUAUUUCGCUGAUGGAUAGCACGAGGAAUCGGAACCCGGGUGAGGCUGAGGAGGGUGAGGAGCUGGCUAUCAGCAUGGGGACGCAUUCGCGGCAGCAGAGGCUGGACGACCUCAAUAUGCUGUUUGGAUAGAAAAGAAAGGAAAGGAAAGGAAAGGAAAGGAAAAGAAAUGAAUAUAAUUUUUUUUGGUUUGGGAAUAGAGUGGAGAAUGUACGCGUUGGAUAUGCAACGCGUAAAUAAAAAGUAGAGAAAAAAAUGAUUUUGCGCGUUUAACUUUUUUUUUUUUCUCUCUAUUUUUCGUGGCGGCAGAAUUUUGCGCAGUGUUAUUAUCCUUCUGGCAUUCAUUCUUUUUCAGGGUGAGAUUUUUUGCCCCUCCUUUUUUUAGUUUUCAGGUU